CUCUCUUAUCACCCCCAAUGGCCGUCGACGCCCCCAAACCGCCCACUCUGCGCAGGUCAUGCCAAGCCUGUGCUCGUGGCAAACGUCGCUGUGACCAACGGUUGCCACGCUGUAGCCGGUGCUUGACGCGGAGAAUUGACUGCGAGUAUGUCAACAUGCCCUUGAUGGUCACCUCUAGCUCCGACUCGGGUGUCUCCAAGGCCGGUCAGACUUUCCAGCCGACUCGCAAGGCCCCAUCCACUCGUCCACCAUCCAUCCGUCCUGCUCUCCCAUUAGAAAUUGCCAAAGGCUACCCCCCAACCAUCAUCGCCUUCCUGGUGACAGGCAUGCAGUCCUACCCCUGUGCGUUUGCACAGAACCUGAAAACGCACUUCAUCCACCCGGACCUCUGGCCGAGCCGUUCCACCCCCCCUUCCCCGAUCCGAGAGAUUCACACUCUCUGUAAGCUGCACGCUCAACCCACCAGAACCAGCAGCACUCUCCUCCCCCUUCUCAGGCAGAAAUCCUCCUCUUUCCUCCGCCAGAUCAACCACUCCAUCUCCUUCGAGGAGAUGCUCGCCAUCGCCCAGGCCCUGCUCCUGGCCCAAUGCAUGCUCAUCCUCGCAGAGGACCCGUCCGCCCCCUCCUACUCCGAAGCCAUCAGCACCAUGCUCUUCAACCUCGGCCAAAAGCUGUGGCAACAAGCUCCCACACAGUUACCCAGGAGUCUGAGUCCACGGAAAGCCUGGUUGUUUGCUGAGAGCGUAAGACGGACCAUCAUCGUCGGGUUCAUUCUACGCAGCGUGUACUCCCUCAAGAAGAGGAACUACUCGGUCCGCACCCCGUUCGUGGAUUCUCUGCCGUUUGAUGUGCGGACGGCGCUGUGGGACGAGGAUGGGGAUACUGAUGGUUGGAGUGUUGGUGGCGCUGAGCCUCUGGACUCCAUGGUCUCGUUGCAUCAGUACUCCAGUAUGAUGGAGCGGGGGAUGGUGCAUGGCAUCUCCGAUUUCGGUGGCCUGAUCCUCGCCGCUUGUAAGGGUAGAGCUAUAGAUGGCGUGCCAUACCCCCCGGCAAAUGGCUAUAGGUACUAG
Molecule: messenger RNA, 1070 nt
Organism: Aspergillus heteromorphus CBS 117.55
Lineage: Eukaryota; Fungi; Ascomycota; Eurotiomycetes; Eurotiales; Aspergillaceae
Product: Zn(II)2Cys6 transcription factor domain-containing protein
Exons: 1
Coding region: 18-1070 (350 amino acids)
Biological process (GO): regulation of DNA-templated transcription
Molecular function (GO): DNA-binding transcription factor activity, RNA polymerase II-specific; zinc ion binding
Source: RefSeq, a predicted model, not a curated record